ACACCUACCACCGAGAGCUGCACUGCUCGAUUCCGUUUCCAAUAUUUAAUUAUAUUUCUAUCUCCUCGUCGAGAAAUGACGCUGGCCGAGGAUAGCAGAAAUCAGUUUUCUCGGGAACUGGUGGAUGCCAUCACCAAGAAUGUUCUCCAGCAGAGUAGCCAGCCAGGCGUCAACACAGUCUUCUCGCCGGCCUGCAUACAAAGCUGUCUGACGCUGGCCUUCAUGGGGGCAUCCGGAUCGACGGCCGAAGAGUUGCGGAAGAGCCUGCACCUGGGCCCGGGCGACAAGGCGCACAUUGCCCGAUCCUUUGGCGAGUUCUGGACAACCAACUGCCACUACGGCGAUAGGGGACCCCUUCUGAAGUCUCUGAACCGCUUGUAUGUGAACGAAACACUGGAACUGCAACCGGAGUUCAAUGUGUUUGCCUGGGACUUCUUUAAGUCCAAGGCAGAGCCUGUAAAGUUCUCCGACGCCGUGGCCGUGACGGGGCAGAUCAACUCCUGGGUAAAGGAGCAGACGGAAGACAAAAUCAGAGAGCUGCUGCAGGCCGAUGCGGUCGACCAGGACACGAGUGCGGUGCUCAUCAACGCUCUGUACUUCAAGGGCAAAUGGAAGAAGCCGUUCACUCCCGAGGUCACGCAACAGGACGACUUCUUUUUGAAUUUGCGAGACAGCGUUAAGGUGGACAUGAUGUACCAGGAGGACAAGUUCAAGUACGCCGAGCUGCCCCUCUUGCAAGCACGGGCCGUGCAGCUACCCUACGAGAACUCGAACAUCUCCAUGCUGAUCAUCUUGCCCGACACUACGUGCGGCAUACUAGAUCUGGAGGAGCGAUUGAAGUCGGUGGAUCUGGCCGAUAUUGAGGGGGCCAUGACCUUGGAUGAUGUCGAUAUAGCCUUGCCCAAGCUGACCAUCGAAUUCGAUGUGGAUCUCAAGGACGUACUCAAUCAGCUGGGGAUAUCGGAGGUAUUUGGCAACGAGGCCAAUCUGGACGGACUCUUCACCACAAAGACGGGGCAGAAGAUCUCGGCGGCCAAGCAUCGCGGAUACAUCAGCAUCAACGAGGCAGGGUCUGAGGCUGCGGCCGCGACAUUCAUGAAAAUUGUGCCGAUGAGUCUGAACAUGAGCAAGAAGCUGUUCAAAGUGGACCACCCAUUCGUUUUCUAUAUACGCUGCAGCCAGGCGGUCUUCUUCGCCGGUCGCGUCGUCUCCCCCAGUGAUCUGAAGAGAGAGUCCAUUGCAUCACUGGACACUUCAACUUCUGCUAAUAUCAGCCAAGAGAGUAAAUAAAAUCAUUUGACAACCCA
Drosophila persimilis is the source of this 1307-nucleotide messenger RNA. Its product is annotated as serine protease inhibitor 42Dd. Lineage: Eukaryota; Metazoa; Arthropoda; Insecta; Diptera; Drosophilidae. Bases 76 to 1290 code for a protein of 404 amino acids. The transcript has 4 exons. Gene Ontology annotation, molecular function: serine-type endopeptidase inhibitor activity. The record is from RefSeq and is a predicted model, not a curated record.